AUGAAUAAUCCAGGUCUGGAAUCUGGAUUAGGAAAUAAUAUCUCGGACAAUAUACUAUCCACACAUAUUCAGAUCGAAUCAAUGAUCACAAAUCUCAAUAAGGAUAAUUACGAAAGUACUUUAUCUUUUCUUCGAGAAAUGAAUCAAAAAUUCAAAUCAUAUAUUUACGAAUUAAUUCAAUAUGUUGCAGAAAUACGUCCAUUCAACUUUAGUUUGCUUAAAAAUCUUUGGCUUGCUUUAGAUCUUCCCAUUACUAACAGAAAAUCUAUGUUUAUGAGCUAUUUACAGAAUAAAACAGAAUUAGAAGAACAAAGAAUCCCCAAAUGCAAAUACAUAAAUAGAUAUCCUCAUUCGAAUCUAUUGCCAGAUUUAAUAUAUUCACAAAAUAUAGAUGCUAUAAGGGAAAUUUCGACUGACUAUGACUUAUACGAAGAAAUUAUACAAGUUAAUAACACCUUUUAUACACCUUUAGAUUAUUCUGCCUUUUGUGGUAGUAAGAACUGUUUCGAUUUUUUUCACUCAAUCGGAGCAAAAACUACUUCACAAACAGUUAAAUGCGCCAUACGUGGUGGCUCUGCAGAUAUAGUCCUUACAGUUAAACCAAAAAAAUCCGAAUAUCAAGAUCUUAUUUAUGAAGCAGUCGCAUUUCAUCGAAAUCAUAUUGUCGAAUGGUUCCUAAACGAAUCCAAAAAUCUACAAGUUGAGCUAUCCUUUUGUAUUUCCUCAUUUAAUACAGAAGCUUAUAGAAUUUUUUCAAAAUCUUAUAAGGGUGAUGUUAAUAAGCGAAAUGAGAAUGGAUGGACACCAUUGAUCGUAGCAUCACGUACAGGCAACGAACCAAUAGUAAAAGAUUUAUUAAAUCGAGGCGCAAUGCCAGAAUUAAAAGACGGACAUUGUAAGAACGCACUUGUUUACGCAUCAAAAAGAAAUCAUAUAGAUAUCGUAAAAUUAUUAUUAGACCAUAGCUUUGAGGACAACCUCAAAACCAUCAACUGCUGGACACCUUUGAUCGCAGCAUCGUAUAAAGGUAAUGAUGAGAUAGUCAAGUUACUCCUGGAAAAAGGGUUUUCAGUUGAUCAAUGCGAUGAAGAUGGGAAGACUUCUUUGAUUUGGGCUUCUUUGAUGGGAAACUUAUCGACAGUCAAGAUCUUAAUCGAAUGUAAUGCUGAUAUAAACGCUAAAGAUCUAGACGGAUGCCAACCUUUGCAUUACUCUGCAAGGGAAGGUCAUGCAGAUGUCUGUAAGUAUUUAAUUAGCAAAGGAGCCAAUAUCAAUAGCCUGUCUAACUGCGGUUGGGACCCAUUAAAAUAUGCUCUGAAGUACCAAAGAGCUGAUACUAUCAGAGAAUUAAUUAGAAGUGGGUCAAAGCAGCCGCGAACAUUCUUGAUCCAUCGAUUUCUCUAA
This is a messenger RNA of Trichomonas vaginalis G3, 1404 nucleotides long. RefSeq names its product nerve growth factor signaling pathway. The transcript has a single exon. NCBI's taxonomy places the organism in Eukaryota, Parabasalia, Trichomonadida, Trichomonadidae. The record is from RefSeq and is a predicted model, not a curated record. Gene Ontology annotation, molecular function: protein binding. Bases 1 to 1404 code for a protein of 467 amino acids.